CAAAGGAUAUAUAAAAACAGAAUAUGGGAUGAGAAACAUCUGACUGACGCUUUAAUUAGCGAUACUAAUAGUUAGGUUACAAAGAAAUAGAGAGAGAGAGGGAGAGAAAACGGGAGGAGACGUGGUGGUGAGAAGUUUGUGCAAAGAAAAAAAUGGCAACAACGACUUCUUCUUCCAUUGCCUUCUUUCUCCUAUAAAACACACAAAACAUUCAUCAUCCCUUCACUUUGUCUUUCAAAUCAAGAAUGGCCGGCAUCAAAGUUCACGGAGUUCCCAUAUCCACGACCACAAUGCGCGUUCUCGCUACUCUUUACGAGAAGGGUCUCGAUUUCGAGUUAGUCCCCGUCGACAUGAAAGGCGGUGCUCACAAGCAGGAGCCUCUCAUUUCUCUCAACCCCUUCGGUCAAAUCCCUGCUCUCCUAGACGGUGAUUUGACGCUUUUCGAGUCAAGAGCCAUCACAGAGUACAUAGCAGAGGAGUACAGCGACAAAGGCGAGAAGCUUCUCUGCCAAGGCUGCAAGAAACUGAAGGCCAUCACAAAGGUGUGGCUUCAAGUUGAAGGUCAACAGUUUGACCCUAUCGCCUCUAAGUUAGCCUACGAGCGUGUCUUCAAAGGCAUGCUUGGCAUGACCACUGAUCCAGCCGCUGCGGAAGAGCUCGAAGCUAAGUUGGUCAAGGUCUUGGAUAUCUACGAGGCCAGGCUCUCCAAAUCCCCCUUCUUGGCUGGUGAUUGCUUCACUCUGGCUGAUCUCCACCACCUCCCAAUCAUCUAUUACUUGAUGGGCACCGAAUCCAAGAAGCUCUUUGAGUCUCGCCCUAAGGUUAGCGAGUGGAUCAAGAAGAUAACUGCAAGGCCUGCUUGGGUUAAGGUUCUUAACCUCCAGAAGAAGUGACAUGGUGCCUUUCUUACAUCUCUGAGAUAUUUUCCUGUGGUUUGACAUAAAUGAUUUGUUCCUUGUUGCUUAAUUAUCAUUAUUAUUAGGUUAUGUACCUCUUACUCUCUUUUUUUUUUUUUUUUUUUUUGUGUUAUGUGUUUGUUGUGCAAUAAAAACAACGGAGAUCAUGUAGC
Molecule: messenger RNA, 1069 nt
Organism: Raphanus sativus (radish)
Lineage: Eukaryota; Viridiplantae; Streptophyta; Magnoliopsida; Brassicales; Brassicaceae
Product: glutathione S-transferase F8, chloroplastic
Exons: 3
Coding region: 246-893 (215 amino acids)
Cellular component (GO): cytoplasm
Molecular function (GO): glutathione binding; glutathione transferase activity
Source: RefSeq, a predicted model, not a curated record